AUGUCAUCGAACGCGCCGUGCGGGGCCUGCAAGUUCCUGCGGCGAAAGUGCACGCCGAAUUGCUUGUUUGCACCAUACUUUCCGACGGAUCAGGUGACGAACUUCGUGUAUGUGCACCGCAUGUUUGGGGCAAGCAAAUUGGCGCGCAUGCUCGGUGACCUGAACCCCGCGCAGCGACAGGAUGCCGUCAAUACGCUGGUCUAUGAAGCGGAGGCGCGGCUCCGCGAGCCCGUUUAUGGCUGUGCGGGCUACAUCUGCCUUCUCCAACAGAGGCUCGAGCGAAUCCAGAAUGAACUCUACAACGUCGAGAAAGAGCUUGCCACCUACAUCGACCCUGCUGCCUUCGAUCCCUUCCUCCCCCCUCUCCACCACCAGCAUCAGGACCAACACGGCCACCACCACCGCCAAGGGUUCUAUCCUUCGUCCACAGCGACCUACGGCGUCCUGGGAAUGGGGACCAUUGCGGGGCUUGGUGUUGCCGCACCCGGCACAUCGCACUACCCGCAGAUCUUGAUACCUGAACAGGCGCAGCAGCAGCAGCCGCAGCCGCCGCGGAUAGUGGAGGCGCAACAAAUGGCCAUGGCUGCUUUGGCUGCAGCGAGAGAGCAAGACAUGCUGAGGAGCUUCGAGCAGCAGCAAGAACUGGCCAAAUUCAAUUCCGAGUUUCUGGACAGUGGUCAGGGCUAUAAUAAGAUCGAUUAUGGCACCAUGGUGUCUGCAAUGCCGGCGGGGUCGUCCUGUGAGCUCCCGCUGGUUCCGGCGCAGCCAUUCGAGUUGUCAUUUGCUGUGCAUCCUCAGCACUACCCCGAACAGCAACCCCAGCAGCAGCAGCAGUGGCAGACACAGACGCAGCACCAGAGAGCCCAGAGCCAUUACGGGAGGAGUGACAUCGGUCCGUCAUAUUGA
This is a messenger RNA of Musa acuminata subsp. malaccensis (wild Malaysian banana), 906 nucleotides long. RefSeq names its product LOB domain-containing protein 36-like. The record is from RefSeq and is a predicted model, not a curated record. Lineage: Eukaryota; Viridiplantae; Streptophyta; Magnoliopsida; Zingiberales; Musaceae.